CACACACACACACACACACUCACUCACACACACUGUACAGACACCAGCCGCUCUCCGAUCUCACACACACUGCAAAGAACACUAGUCGCCCUGUCAACAUGUUUCUGCUCGGAUUCAGCCUGUGCCUGGCCGUUGUCCACGGAAUCGUCCCCGAGAUAUCUAAAACAGAUAUGGACAUCAUUGCAAACAUGGAAACAAAUGUAGAAGAAGGGCAAACGACACUGAACGAUAUGUUUAAAGAGGCGGAGGAACUGAUGGAGGACACGCAGCAGAAGCUGGAGGACGCGGUGCAUCAGACGGACAAUGAGACAGCAAAAUCCAGCCUCCAUCCACACAAUGUCUCUUCAAAUUUCCAAAAUUACAGCAGUAUUGAAAUUAUAGCUGGGAAUCAAUCCAUUUAUAUCGCUGAGAGAAUCAAUAAGACAAUUGACAAUUCAACCGAAGAGACAAACAACUUGACAACCAUACAGCCCAGAGACAAAGAGAACAGCAUUAAUCACGAGUGUAUUAUUGAUGAAGACUGUGAGAAGGGCAGCUACUGUCUUUACGGAACGCAGAGCUCAAAGUGUCUGCCCUGCAAACACACUGAUGCGACGUGCACCAAAGAUGAGGAAUGCUGUGCGGGACAGCUGUGUGUUUGGGGUCAGUGUGCGAACAGCUCAAAGGGAGAAGCAGGAACCAUCUGUCAGUACCAGAACAACUGUAAGGAGGAGUUCUGCUGUGCCUUCCAUAAAGCCCUGCUGUUGCCAGUGUGCAUCUCUAAGCCAAUAGAACGCGAGCGCUGCAUCAUUUCAGCCAAUCACCUGAUGGAGCUGCUGUCAUGGGAUAUGAAGGGGGACGGUCCUCAAGAACACUGCCCAUGUGCCGGUGAUCUGCAGUGCCAACAUCUUGGACGAGGUGCGCUGUGUCUGAAGAGUGAGAACUCCAGCGAGGAGGAGCUCACUGACACCCUCUACUCUGAGAUCGACUACAUCGUAUAGUGAGACUCGGCCUGUUUGACAGACAGAUGAAGAGAAGCUGCUGAAACGGACAUGAACGCUUCAUCACUCCAAAGCUUUGUAGGAAACGCCUUCAUUAUAAUCACCAAAAGCAGCUGUGAAAGUGCAGCAGAAGGCCUGAAUCUAAAGACCGUUCGCACUGACGGCGAUUUGAAACCAUCAAGCUGCCUCAAAGUCAUUCAUUUCCGAAGAAAGCUGGCGAGUCGAGGGGACAUGAGCGAUGGAGAAAAGUGAACUUUAACGAGUUUGAAUGCAAAAGUCACACGAGAGAUACUGUAGUUCCCUGCGACUUUGAUUCACACACUUUUUCUUCCAUAAGAUGAUUUGUUUAAAUGGAUUCGUGAUCAGAUUUUCAAAGCUAUGUUGCAUCAGGCAGCCCGGGGCAGAUCAUAUCGCUGUCAGUGUGAACAGUCUUCAAGCUCAACUGUGGCUUCCGAGCACUGGAAAGAAGCUCUUAUUAAUCAAAUACAGUAUUAAUGCUUUAAGAAUACAUCAGGCAGAAAAAUGUAAAGAGGAAAUCUCCGUUGAGAGCUAAUCCAUCUUAGUGUAGCACCUAUACAAGAAACCUCCUGUAAUUCAACCAGGUAAUAAACAAAAACUUGCUCCAGAAAAACAUGUUGUAUAUAUCCUUUCUUAUGUAUAAUAUGAACCCAAGUUUUGAAUUUUGUGCCACUUAUAUUAGUUGUAAUUAUUUUUAGAGUUAAAAGGUGUGGUCACAUUUUACUGUCGUUUGCCGAAUUAUUUACAGGAAAAAUUUGGAACAAGAGUGAAAGAUCUCCUCAUGCGUUCAAGAUGGCCGUGUGAGUUUGCUGUACUGACCAAUAAAUAAAAAAAGCAACUCCGUUUCUGUGAAGGUUUUUUGCCCACAAACAUUUGCCUAAACACUGCCAAUGUGACUUCACCUUAGAAACGUGUUUAAAAUGUAAAUGUCAUUUGGCAAUUUUACAACAGGAAGAAAUUCUACAGGAUUUCCCCUAGCACACUUCGCAAUGGGUUUAAGUUAAUCGUGUGGAUCAGUCCGCUGCCCAACAGAGAGCCUCUCAGAGUGUAUUCGCACCAGGAAUGCUAGUCUGCUAGUUCACUUGCUUUAGUCCGGAUCAAAUACAAUGUUGAUUUGUUGAUUGAUUGGUUCAUCCAUUCGACCAUACCAGAGUUCGUUUGGAAGCAUAUCCAUCUUCAUCUGGGUCUGGAUACGGUUGUUUGGUGCUCACCAGAGUGAGAUUACUCUAUUCAAACCUGCUUAAAAGAUCCGCACGAAAGGGGCAAGAGGAGUUUGUUUCAAAUAGAACCUAACCUAAGACAAUUGUGAACACACCAUUAGUUUGACAAUGACUUCUUUUUGAGCUGUGCUUUAUAUAUAGCUAUACUUAAUGCUCAUUUUUCGCAUGAAAUGUGACGUCACCUUAAGACCACGCAAACACCACGUGCACUUGAGAAAUUACCAUAUUCGAAUGAACCAUUUCUGCAGCUUCACCCAAAAUUUGAAUUCGUUACUCACCCCCAAGUUGUUCAGAAGAUGUAUGAAUUUCUUCUGCUGAACAUAAAAAAAUAUUCCUAGACAUGGCAUCCACUAACAUCCAUGCUAUUUCUUAUACUAUGAAAGUCGAUGGCUACUGUUUGGUAACCAACAUUCUUCAAAAUACCUUUUCACGUUCAACAGAAGAAAACCUCAUAUGUUUGGAAAAACAUCAAUUUGUUCCUUAACCCCAUACAAUAGCAGACUCUUCUUUAAAAUACGGGUUCUUCAUAUACGUCAACCUGGAAGCAGGCAGACAGAGAUUGAUUGUUGCUUUUUAUUUCAGUAUUGGCAUGUCUACUGUGAACAGCUUGUGGCAGCAUUAGGAGCCCAGAAACCCGCAGAGGUUGGGUCGAGCUCCGACGCUGGCGCUCCUCCAGCGGGGCGUUCGCACCCACCACUUUCCAGCUACGCGAAAAACAGCAGCGAGAAGCAUUUCCACGCAUGCACACACGCAAACCUGCCACAUCCGAACCCACAGGCUCUGUUCACAUUGUGCAGAAAUAAAAAAAAAAAAAAAAAAAAAAAAAAAAAAAAA
Puntigrus tetrazona (Sumatra barb) is the source of this 3052-nucleotide messenger RNA. RefSeq names its product dickkopf WNT signaling pathway inhibitor 3a (gene dkk3a). NCBI's taxonomy places the organism in Eukaryota, Metazoa, Chordata, Actinopteri, Cypriniformes, Cyprinidae. Gene Ontology annotation, molecular function: receptor antagonist activity; co-receptor binding. The transcript has 7 exons. Gene Ontology annotation, biological process: negative regulation of canonical Wnt signaling pathway; multicellular organism development. Gene Ontology annotation, cellular component: extracellular region. The coding region runs from base 99 to 980 and encodes 293 amino acids. The record is from RefSeq and is a predicted model, not a curated record.